UUAGAUAAUAGAGAGAGAGAGAGAGUUCUAGAGUGAGAAAGAGAGGGAUGAAUUAGGUAUAUUAUCGAUAAGAACAAGCUUAAAUCGAUCGUUGAUGUGUGCGUUGGUUUGCGAAGGCAAUUAAAGGAGAAUCAGAAAUAUUAGAAUUAGAAGAGAUGAAUUGUGUGAAUAAUAUUAGGUGGAGCCUCCUCUGCUGCUCCUUCAUCGUCUUCUUCUUAUUAUCACUGCCACCUCAUCCCUCCAUGGCUCAAACUCAAACUCAAACUCAAACUCAAAACGCCACUACAGAUCUUUCUGAAGUGAGAGCACUAAAUACACUAUUCGGAAAGUGGGGCAUAAAACCAAACACAACGAGUUGGAAUAUAAGUGGAGACCCAUGUACUGGAACCGCCAUUGAUGAUAACAUCAAACGAGAAGACAUGGACAACCCAGGCGUCAAAUGUAAUUGUACCUUCGACAGCAACAGCACUUGCCAUGUCACUCACUUGAGAGUGCAGGAAUUGGAGCUGCAAGGAACGAUUCCAGAAGAAAUCACAGCUUUCAAAUUCUUGACAUAUUUGAAGAUCAACUUGAAUCACUUAUCAGGAACUUUGCCAGUAUUCUUGGGAAACUUUUCGGUACUAGAACAAAUAGAUGUUGGCCACAAUGCAUUUCAUGGGGCAGUUCCAAAGGAGCUUGGUAACCUUAAGAAUCUAAAUAUGCUUGCCUUGGGGUCAAAUAAUUUUUCUGGACCACUUCCCCCAGAAAUUGGUAAUUUGUUGAAACUUGAGCAAAUUUACAUAGACAGUUCGGGAAUAAGUGGUGAAUUUCCCUCCACAUUCGCCAACCUUAAAAAUAUGCAAAUCUUGGAUACACUAGAUACUCCUCUCUCUGGGAAGAUACCGGACUUCAUAGGGAAUUGGACACGUCUAACUAAUUUGACAUUUGUAGGGAACUCUCUUCAAGGUCCCAUACCAUCUAGUUUUUCUCAAUUGACCUCAUUGACAUCUAUGAAAAUUGGGGAUCUAUCGAAUGGGAGCACUUCCCUUGAUUUUGUCAAAAAUUUGAAGAACUUGACUGAGUUAAUUCUGAGAAAUGCAUUGAUUUCUGGUCCAAUUAUAUCUGACAUUGGAGAAUUGAAACGUCUAAAAACACUGGAUUUGAGUUUCAACAAUUUAAGUGGAAAUAUCCCUCCUUCGUUGUUCGUCAUGAAUGAUCUAACAAGCUUAUUUCUCGGAAACAAUAGUCUGACAGGUGGCAUUCCCGGUGUUUGGAAUGGAAAUCCUUUGUAUAUAGAUUUGUCUUACAAUUUCCUAUCAGGGCGUUUACCAAGAUGGCGAGGCUCAAUAUCACAACUGAACUUGGUUGCAAACAAUUUCAUAUUUGACGAUUUCAACAAAUCAGAUGCUCCUGGACUAGAUUGUCUCCAAAGAAACUUUCCCUGCAAUAGAAAGACCCCAAUUCAUACAAGCUUUGCAAUUAAGUGUGGAGGACCGCAGAUGACAGGAAAUGAUGGCACUAUGUAUGAAGCUGAAGAGAUAGUUCUUGGCCCAGCAAAGUUUCAAGUUAGUGGCAGACAAAAUUGGGCAGUCAGCAAGGUUGGUUUAUAUGCUGAUAAAACAGGUAAACUAGAUAUUGAAGGAACCCAGGCACAAGUCACAUCAACCAAUGAGAAGCCAGAGUUCUUCCAUACUGCAAGAAUGUCCCCAGGAUCACUACGAUACUAUGGUCUUGGUCUUGUGAAUGGACCUUAUACUGUGACGUUGCAUUUUGCAGAAAUUGGUUUUCCUAAUCAAAGCACAAACUUGUGGGCUAGUCUAGCAAAGCGUGUGUUCGAUAUUUAUAUUCAGGGACGUCGCUUAGAAAAGGACUUUGACAUAUCUAAGAGAGCAGGUGGAGUUUUGAAAGCAAUCCCAAUGAAGUACAAAGUCAAUGUGACAGAGAACUAUAUUGAAAUUCACUUAUUCUGGGCUGGUAAAGGGACCUGUUGCAUACCUAAAGAAGGUUACUAUGGUCCAUUGAUAGCAGCUGUCCAUGCUAAGGCAGAUUUCGAAGUACCUAGAGCAGGAAACAAGAAGAAGACGGGGAUAAUUAUUGGUAUUGUAGUCCCUAUUGUGGUUAUCGGUCUAGCAUUGCUACUAUUAGUAUUUUACAUGAGAAGAAAAUCAGACGAUGAUGAUGCUCAAGAAUUACUCGGAAUAGGCCCAAAACCAGAUACUUUUAGCUAUUCAGAACUAAGAGUUGCCACAGGAGACUUCAGUUCUGCAAAUAAGCUCGGAGAGGGAGGAUUUGGUCACGUUUACAAGGGUACACUUCCGGAUGGGAGGGAAGUAGCUGUUAAACAACUUUCAGUAGCUUCUAACCAUGGAAAAGGUCAAUUUAUGGCUGAAAUUGCCACAAUAUCAGUUGUGCAACAUCGCAAUCUAGUGAAAUUGUAUGGAUGCUGUAUUCAAGGAAAUAGGCACAUCCUGGUUUAUGAGUAUCUUCAUAACAGAAGUCUUGAUCAAGCACUGUUUGGAAAGAAUAAUUUGCACUUAGACUGGCCUACCCGAUUCAAUAUAUGCUUAGGUACAGCAAGAGGGCUUGCUUAUCUUCACGAAGAAUCCAGACCAAGGAUUGUACAUCGAGAUGUCAAAGCUAGUAAUAUUUUACUUGAUGAUGCACUUUGUCCAAAAAUAUCAGAUUUCGGAUUGGCAAAGCUCUACGAUGACAAUAAAACACACAUGAGCACACGAGUUGCAGGAACAAUAGGAUAUUUGGCUCCAGAAUAUGCAAUGCGUGGCCACCUGACAGAAAAGGCUGAUAUUUUUGGUUUCGGUGUUGUUGCUUUGGAGAUUGUUAGCGGCAAACCCAACUUUUAUAACCAAGGCAAUGAAAGUGUUUAUCUCCUCGAACGGGCAUGGAAUUUACAUGAAAAUAAUCAAAGUUUGGAGUUGAUAGAUCCAUCACUAACCGAGUUUGACGCAAAAGAAGCCAUCAGAAUAAUAAGAGUGGCUCUUUUGUGCACUCAAGGAUCGCCAACAAUCCGUCCAUCAAUGUCGCGUGUCAUUGGGAUGCUUGCAGGAGAUAGUGAAAUUGAGAAUGCUAGAUCCAAGCCAAGUUAUCUUACAGAUAUGGAUUAUAAAGAUACAACUACUAUUAGUAGCAUGGGUUUCUCAAGUGAGGCUUACACUCCCGGUUCAUCAAAGGAAAGCAGCUACAUUUUCAGUCAAUCCAUGUGAUGGACAACUUCAGGUUUGAUCCUUACAAGAAUGACUAACUUUAUAGAUAUUUAAUACCAUCCUAGGUUAAUUUGAGAACUUUGGUCUUCAGAUAUACAGAUUAAAGAUCUAUGUCAUUCAUUAUGUGAUUAUUUUAGCUCAUGUAUCAAUUUUUGUAAGUACUUAUGUGAUAUGUAACAAUUUUUUGAAGUACUUGUAUGCAACAUCAAGUUUAUUGGUAAAUACUGCAAAUAUCCGUUUUUGUAACAAA
Molecule: messenger RNA, 3450 nt
Organism: Humulus lupulus (European hop)
Lineage: Eukaryota; Viridiplantae; Streptophyta; Magnoliopsida; Rosales; Cannabaceae
Product: probable LRR receptor-like serine/threonine-protein kinase At1g56140
Exons: 24
Coding region: 156-3200 (1014 amino acids)
Biological process (GO): protein phosphorylation
Molecular function (GO): protein kinase activity; protein binding; ATP binding
Source: RefSeq, a predicted model, not a curated record